Molecule: messenger RNA, 4139 nt
Organism: Phanerochaete carnosa HHB-10118-sp
Lineage: Eukaryota; Fungi; Basidiomycota; Agaricomycetes; Polyporales; Phanerochaetaceae
Exons: 25
Coding region: 903-4139 (1078 amino acids)
Biological process (GO): transmembrane transport
Cellular component (GO): membrane; fungal-type vacuole
Molecular function (GO): ATP hydrolysis activity; ABC-type peptide transporter activity; ATP binding
Source: RefSeq, a predicted model, not a curated record
GGAUACCCAGUCCAGAACAAACUGCCUCGCUUUUCACCUUCCUGACAUACAUCUGGCUCGAACCUACGAUCUGGCAUGCCUACCGCGUUCCUCAUCUACCAGCGGAUGAGUUGCCUCCGUUGUGUGAUUAUGACGAGGCUAAAAACUUAAUCAAACGCGCCUAUCCAUGUUUGGAUACAUUCUCCGGAGCCAAGAAGCGGCAUCUCUUUUGGGGCCUCAUCAAGAUCUUCCGCCGGUCGCUCAUCCUCCAAAGCGUCUUGUUGAUCAUCUUUGCUUUCGCCACCAUUGCUGUGCCUAUUGGCACUAACCGGCUGCUAGCUUACCUCGAGAGCGGCGGUGAAGGUGCAGCCAUCAAGCCUUGGGUCUGGAUCUUGUGGCUGGGCGGUGGGCCUCUUAUACAGGCAAUCGUCUUCCAAUACUACAUCUUCCUCUCGACCGGCAGCCUUGUUCGCGUGGAAGCAAUCAUCACCUCCCUGGUCUUUGACCAUGCUCUCCGUAUCAGGCUCAAGGCUGAGACGGGUGACAAAAAGACCGAGGGCGAGACGUCCGCGCCAGCUAGCCCCACCAGCAGCGACCCGGCGGGAUCUACUACCCCCGACAACACUUCCGAAGGAGGCGACGACGAGACCGUUCACUCACGCACAGAGACGGGCACGUCGACUGCGACGGCUGGUACGAGUUCCACCGCGACCACCGCGACCGCGGUCGCGCCGGCGCCGGGCAAGAGUCAGGACGGCCAGAAGGACGAUAAGAAAGGCAAGAAGGAGGACAAGAAGGACAGCAAGGAUGACGAUAAGAAGGGUGGGAACCUGGCGGGCAAAAUCAACAACCUUGUGACAAGUGACCUCGACAACAUCACGAGCGGCCGCGACUUCCUGUUCAUCGUGGUGUCCGCACCGCUGAUGUUCUCACUCGGGAUGGUAUUCCUGUACCAAGUUCUCGGCUGGAGCUCGUUUGUUGGUCUGGCGGUGAUGAUUGCGCUUCUGCCUGUACCGACAUGGGUUGCAUCGCUCAUGCAAGGGGUGCAGAAGCAGAAGAUGAAAGCUACGGAUGCUCGUGUACAGAGUGUCUCUGAAAUCAUGAGUGUUCUGCGCAUGGUCAAACUCUUUGGGUGGGAGCCGCGCGUCAACGAGACUAUUGCAGAGACCCGGGAGAACGAACUCAAGUACAUCUGGAAGCGCAGAAUGCUCGGCUUGACGAACAACUGCGUUAACCAUUGCAUCCCGCUGAUUCAUAUGGUUGUUACUUAUGCUGUCUAUACCCUAGUCAUGAAGCGCAACUUGACUGCAUCGGUUGUUUUCUCCUCGAUGACCGCAUUCGAAAUGAUGCGUGGCCAGAUCUUCAGACUCGUCUACAUGAUUCCUCAGCUGAUCACUGCCAAUGUCUCUCUGGGUCGUGUCACAGACUUCUUGCGUACCACGGAGCUGCUCGAUGCUUUUACCGAGACUUCCGCAGAAGAGGUCGUGACCGACGCAUCCGAAGCGCACAAGGACGAUAUUGGAUUUGGGCGCUCUAACUUCUCUUGGACUAACGAGAGGGACGACGGCACAUUGACACCCUCGCGCCAGACAUUCCGCUUGCGCAUUGACGACGAGGUACACUUCAAGAAAGGCGCAUUCAACCUCAUUAUCGGACCCACCGGCUCAGGCAAGACGUCCGUCCUCAUGGCCCUCCUCGGAGAGAUGCACUACAUCCCACUCGGCCCUGACUCGUGGGUCAGCCUCCCACGCGGAGGUGGUAUCGCAUAUGCCGCACAAGAGUCAUGGGUGCAGAAUGAAACCAUCAAGGAGAACAUCCUGUUUGGCGCACCAUACGACGAGGAGCGAUACAAGAAGGUGAUCUACCAAUGCGGCUUGACACGCGAUCUGAGUCUAUUCGACGCUGGAGACGCGACUGAGGUCGGCGAAAAGGGCUUAACGCUGAGUGGUGGGCAGAAGGCACGGAUCACGCUUGCACGAGCGGUGUACUCGUCUGCGGAGACGCUAUUGCUGGACGAUGUGCUUGCUGCGCUGGAUGUGCACACAUCUCGGUGGAUCGUGAACAAGUGCUUUAAGGGCGAUCUUAUUCGGGGCCGGACUGUACUGUUAGUGACACACAAUGUGGCCAUGGCCAGUCCGCUCGCAGAGUUCGUGGUGUCAUUGCAAGACGGACAUAUCGUUGGUCAAGGUUCAGUGAGUGACGCGCUGAAGGGUGUUCAGCUGGAGGAAGAGCUCAAGCAUGAAGAAGAGGCCAUCGAGCUCGACGAGGUUGAAGAUGCAGCAAUCGAUUCUCCGGAUCCUGCCGAUCCCGGCGCUCCCGAAAUGAAGAAAGACGGCAAACUUGUUGUCGCCGAGGAGAUUGCUGUUGGUCAUGUCAGCUGGGUAGCAUUCAAGCUGUUCUUGGUUGGACUCGGAGGCAGAUUCCCGUUCCUGUUCUGGGUGCAAUAUCUACUCACUGCUUUUCUGUGCGAGGUGUUCGGCGUGGUCGACAUGUGGUGGCUGGGCUACUGGGCUCGGCAAUAUGCAUUGCGGGAUCCAAGCGAUAUUGACGUCGGCUUUUAUCUCGGCAUCUACUGUGCUUGCGUCAGUGUGAUGGUGCUCACGCACGUAUGCUCUGAGCUGGUCUACACCAUCGCGAGCCUCCGCGCUUCGCGCACUAUCCAUGCUCAGCUCGUCAAAUCUUUGUUGAGCGGCACUUUCAGAUGGUUGGAUGUCACACCGACGUCGCGUGUGAUCACUCGCUGCACCCAGGAUAUCCAACUAGUCGACGCAGCGGUUCCACAGUCCCUUGAUGUCGUGUUGCAAAUUACAUUGGCUUGCUUCAUCAAGAUCGGCGCCGUCGUCAUCUUCACGCCCUACUUCCUCUUGCCAGCUGUCUUUAUCGCCGGUUUCGGGGGUUUCCUGGGUCAGGUGUACAUGAAGGCCCAGCUGUCAGUGAAGCGUGAGAUGUCGACCGCCAAAGCUCCGGUCCUCGGCGUAUUCGGGAGUGCUAUGGCCGGCCUCGCUUCUAUUCGGGCUUAUCACGCCCAGCAGACUUUCAGGAACAUGAUCCACCAGCGCGUGGACCGUUAUGUCCGUGCCGCAAGGUCAUUCUACAACGUCAAUCGAUGGGUCGGAAUUCGUCUCGAUUCGCUCGGACAGCUUUUCACAGCUUCUCUCGCAUUCUACCUUGUUUAUGGACCACUGUCCUCAAACCCGUCGUUAGUCGGGUUCGUCAUCAGCCAAGCUGCGGGCUUCAGUGAACUUAUCCUGUGGCUUAUUCGUCUCUACAACGAAUUUGAAGUUAAUGGGAACAGUCUAGAGCGUAUACAGCAGUACAUCGACAUUGACCAUGAGCUUGAGCCCAAGCCCGAAGGCGUACCCCCGGCAUAUUGGCCCUCGAGUGGUGACCUCCAGGUCGAGAAGCUCUCCGCACGGUACUCGCCGGACGGUCCAAAGGUACUGCAGGACGUCUCGUUCCAUGCCAAGCCUGGCGAACGAGUCGGGAUUGUCGGCCGCACGGGGUCUGGCAAGUCCACCUUGACACUCGCCCUUCUGCGAUGCAUCUUUACAGAGGGUACGGUCAUCUACGACGGCAUCGACACGAAAAACAUCAACCUGGAUGCCUUGCGCUUGAACAUCACUAUCAUUCCGCAAGUGCCCGAGCUUUUGAGCGGGUCUCUCCGCCACAACCUCGACGUGUUCGGCCAGUACGGCGAUGUGACGUUGAACGAUGCACUCCGUGCCGCCGGGCUGUUUUCUCUCCAAAAACUCUCUGACGAGAACAGGCUCACGCUCGACACCGAGAUCGCGAGCGGCGGCGGGAACCUGUCAGUCGGGCAGAGGCAGAUUAUCGCGCUCGCGCGGGCGAUUGUGCGCCAGAGCAAGCUGCUCAUUCUCGAUGAGGCGACGUCGGCCAUCGAUUAUGAGACCGAUGCGAUCAUCCAGUCCUCGCUGCGCACGGAGCUGAAGAGCGACGUGACGGUCAUCACCGUCGCACAUCGUCUCCAGACGAUCAUGGACUACGACAAAAUCAUGGUCCUCGAUGCCGGCUGCCUUGUCGAGUACGACGCGCCCAAGGCGCUGCUACAAAAGGAGGGAAGCCUCCUCCGCGCGCUCGUGGACGAGAGCGCAGACAAGGAAGCGCUGUACGCGAUGGCGGAAGGCAAGGCAGAGUCUUAA